UAGAUGUCCUUGUGUGCAGGGACAGAUGCUGUUGGAGCUGCAGUGUUGGUGGAGCCUCGGCUUUCUGCACUGCGCUGCUGCUCUGUAGCUUUUAGAGCUUCAGUCUGUCAUCAUGGAGGAGCAGUAGACGACCGGAGCCGAGUGAAGAGGACGAACCGCCGCCGACAUCACGCCUUGUCGCUCCAGCAUCACCUCACGUCGAUCAGAACCCGCAGGGACCCGGAGCUCUGCUGCAGCUUCGCCCGUUCAGCACCGCGGACAGCUCCGGAGCUUCGGGCCCGACCGGAGCGCGUCGCUCGGCCGCAGCAGAAUCACUGACAUCCCGUCUGUCUGCAGGUGAUCCGUCCGCCGAAGCAGCUCCGGAGACACCUGAGGAGGAGCCGCCGCCAACAUGAAGCAUUUUCUGAGAGUGGUGACCCAGUUCUUCGUGUUCCUCUACUGUAAAUGUCUGUGGAGAGGCCUCAAGUUCGUCGUCAGGAAGUUCACAGGGCGCUGCGAGCUGCAGCGAAUCUGCUACAACAACAAGCACGGAGCCCGCAGGACGCUCAAGAUAGAGUCGUCUAUGAGGUACUCCAAAAAUGAGCUGCUGCAGUCUGCCCUCAGUGUCCAUCCUGACAAAGUGGAGAAGACCAUCGACGACAUCAUGGCCCUGAAGAAGAUCAACCCUGACACCAACCCUCAGUUGGGCAUCUCCCUUCAGGCCAGUCUGCUGCAGAUUGUGGGCUACAGGAGUCUGGUGUCCGAGGUGGAGAAGCUGCGCCGGGAACCGUAUGACUGCGACAACACUGAACACGAGGAGAUGCUGAUGAAGUUAUGGAAGGAGCUGCGUCCUGACACUCCUCUCACCGGUCGCAUCUCUAAACAGUGGUGUGAGAUCGGUUUCCAAGGCAGCGAUCCCAAGACUGACUUCAGAGGAAUGGGUCUGCUGGGCCUCCACAACCUGCUGUAUUUUGCAGAACAUGACAAAGCCACUGCUCUGCAGAUGCUCCACGACUCCCUGCAACCAAAGCACAAACGGUACACGACUAACGUUAGUGUCCUCCACAGUGAAGUAAACAAGCCUGAAUGGGAACAGAAGAACAUGGACAAAGCCAUUGGCUAUUCUUUUGCCAUUGUGGGCAUCAACAUCACAGACCUGGCCUACUCUCUGCUGGUCAGCGGCGCUCUGAAGACUCAUCUGUACAACGUGGCUCCAGAGAUGCCGAGUCUGCUGCACUUCCAGCAGACCUUCUGUUACCUGAUGCAGGAGUUUCACCGCUUCUGGAUCGAGGAGGAUCCCAGCGACAUCAUGGAGUUCAACCGGGUCCGUUCCAAGUUCCACCGGAGGAUCCUGAGGCAGCUGAAGAACCCGGACAUGGCUCUGUGCCCCCACUUCUCCGCCUCCGACCUCCACCUGGUCAACCUCUAAACACUCCCCCGUCCUCGUCUCCCUUACCCCUCCUAAUCCUCCUCCCCUCACUGAGCCCCCCACCCCCGGAUGUCCGGUAGGGCAGCAAAAAAAAUCUAAAACCUCCCCCCUUACACUCACUGAUGGUUCCUCAAUCUGCUGGACACGCAUCUGGGGGGGCUCAGCUCGACUCGUCCCAGCUAACGUCAUGUCGCGUCACUGCCAACAGCUCACUCAGCCGCUGCACACUCAAACAAACACACAGAACAUAAAACCAAACCAGUCUUCUCCACAUAAUUCAAUCAUUCUCACUGUGGGGACUUUAAUUUGGAGGAAGUUGAGUCCCCACGCUGUGAUUUCCGCUCACUGCCUCUCUGCCCUCACUGCAGCGUCAGACCACCAGCAUCAGAGACGACCAUAGCGAUUGUAGCUGUGCAUGAGGAGGCUGCACCAUCGUUACCUGUUGCUUUAACGAUUCAUGACGAUUGUAUCACAGCCUUUACACCUCAGUUAGGAAGACCUUCUGUUAAUGCCAAAACCAAAUUUACUUUCUCAGCCAAAAAUAUCUCUCAGAUUGCAGCAUCCAUCCAGAUGUUUUGGCAGUUUUAUAUUGAAAUGAAGAGAUAAACACAUAUUUAAUGUACCUGCUGCCGCUGAUUCAAUCAAACUAUAUAUAGGAACACGUAACCUCUUAACUUUGUCUGUAUUAGCUAACUGCCACAGAUUGUAACGUAUUUUUUAUGUCAACAUUUACACCUAAGACUUCUCCUUGCCAAAAUACAGAAUGUGGAGAACUUUAACAAUCAUAGCAGCUAGCAAGUUUUGUAAACCUGCUAAAGAUGUUCACAAGUAUCUAAAAAUGAAUGUGUGUUCCAGCUCGGAUGUUAAAAAUCUAUAAAUUCUUCUCCUGCAAUGAAUAUUCAGGCUGAUUCUAUUCCUCAUACGUCCAGAAUAAUAAUUUAAAAUCACGCCUUGUACGUUUUUCUUUACAGGUUUGCAAAAGCCCUUUGAUUUGUCCCUGUGCAGAGAUUGUGUUCUGAAUGUUCCUCACAAUUGUUUGAUUCCAUUUUAAUCCAUUGAAUGUGACACUGUGUCCACUGUUGUAUCAGCCAAAGCAAUAAUUUCCAUUCAUUUCACUGCACGCCUCUUUAAAUGUGUUUAUUUGCACCAUGUGUGCCUGAGUAUUUGUUUUGCUUUUGAACUCAGAGCUGGAAUGCAAAUCAAUUCACAGCGACAACACAUAGAUUAUUUAUUAUUUGAUUAUUAGAGGUAAAAUGUCACGUUAAUUUUGUGACAUUAGUGGAAUCACUGCAACUUUACUGGCAGGCAACAUUAAAUGUAGAGUUAUUCCACAGAGGAUGAAUUAGGUGAUGGUGAGAGUUUAAAUAGUUAAAGCUGGAGGCGUUGACCAGCCAGUCGAUGCACCAACUGCAGAACUCUCACCGUCACACUAAACCAAACUUCCUAUAAAGUCUGUUUUCCUGGAUGCCAACGUCAGCUUCCUACUGUGGAUUGCUGGAUAUUUUCCCAUUUAAAUUGUCAAUCUCAAAGAUUUUCAUUUCAAUAAAUAUCCGUCAAGUCAGAAUUUAUCACCAAGUUGAGGCAACACAAUUCUCUAAUUUCAUUAACAAGUUUAUAAGGUAGAAUUACUUCAAUUAAACCUCCUUUGGGUGAAUCCUGGGCUUCAUCACCAGCGGUCAGGACGUUUUUAUAUAAUGAUAAGACUGUUAUUGCGCACAAAAUGACAUUGCAAUGUUUAAAUAGUUUUAUUGGAGUUUUUAGCAGCAAAAAAACCCAAAACAAUCUGACUGACUGAUUACACCUUUGCAAACACAAUACUGUUAGGCUUGAUAAUGCAACAUUAAAUUGUUAAAUAUCAUAAAUAUACUGAAUAUACAGCAGAGCAGCCAGCAAGUCUAAUUUGCUGCUUCGAAAUCUUGUUCACUUAAGGCACUUAUUUUUUAAGGUGAGGUGAGGUUUGAAAACACACCUGCAAUUACUGCUUAUUGCCACAGGUGUCACGAAAGAGCAGGAAAUGUAAAUCCCUGAGGUUGACAAUUUAAAUAAUUGUUUUAAUAUUUCAUUUAUCAGGAAAACGCGAUUUUACAAUGUUUUUCAAGAGCGACCAGAGCGAGAAAGCAGCACCACACUAAUGACACACUGCUGAUAGAGAUAUCACAGAUUCAACAGAAAUGCAGUUGUAAAAUUCUGAGCACAUUUGCUAAUAACAAUAAAAAAUCAUAUUCUAGAUGUAAAGCAGUGGUUCCCAGCUUUUCUGGCACAAAAUAGAAGCGAUCAAACCUCUAAAAGUAAAGUUCUCCUCUAAUUUACAAAAAAAUAGAGACACAAAUGUGAAAAAAUGAACAACGUAGUGCAGCAAAUCAGUUUUUUCUGCUUUCUGUCUUUGUUAGAUUUGUCUUGCAUUGGACAAAACCAGAGAAGUGUUGUAUCAUCACCUGUCACCUAAAGGUCCUUUAAAGACUUUGUUUGUCGUCUGUGGAGCAGCAGACUGAUUGUAAUCGCAGCUCUGAGUCACUUUUCUUGUUCAUUGAAUGAUAAAACACUUCUUCACACUCCUCUCUUGAACAUGCGACUGCACUGUAUUUAGCAUUCAUUCACACUGAUGCUGUCAUCAUCACAACACUGAAGAUAUAUAUAAAUGAUAUUACUGUUAUUUUACUGCCAUGCCUGCACUGUUGAUUGUGUUUGAAUAGUAUUAAAAAACUCUGUUCCUUUGAAGUGAAUGUUGAAGCUUUUUGUCAGUAUUACGCAACUGUUUACUUCAAGUGAAUGUCAGUGCUGGUUUCAUUUCUUGCUUGCAUUUUGCUUUGCUUUACUAUUGCACUAUUGUAAAAACAAAGCUGCAGUUUCCUUUAUGAUAAUAAACCAGUAAUUUGUGGUGUUCGGGCCGAUAUGCCCCACGAUACUGUAGACGAACUUAGGUACCUGCUGCUGUAUAUUCUGCUUUAAAGCUGCCUAUAAGACUCCAUCUGCAUGAUAUUUUCAUUGUCGCUGCUCUGGCAUUCUGUAUUCUUCAGUAAAGUACUUCUAGAUGUUGUAACGGUGUGCUUCAUUUGUCGGUGCUGUACUUUUUGAGGUCACAAUAAAGACUAAAUGUCAGGUAAAAUGA
This is a messenger RNA of Amphiprion ocellaris (clown anemonefish), 4517 nucleotides long. RefSeq names its product ELMO/CED-12 domain containing 1 (gene elmod1). The record is from RefSeq and is a predicted model, not a curated record. Lineage: Eukaryota; Metazoa; Chordata; Actinopteri; Pomacentridae. Gene Ontology annotation, molecular function: GTPase activator activity. The coding region runs from base 392 to 1408 and encodes 338 amino acids. The transcript is spliced from 11 exons.